AUGAUACAAGGUCUGCGGUCAUGGCAAUUGCUUAUUGCGCAUCGUGUUCGAGUUGAUGCCGCAAGAGAACUCUUCAAUUCAUGCCUCCUCUUUGGUUUGUUAACUCUUCUCCACACCAAUAAUGAAUCCCUCUUCUAUAUUGGCACGCUUCAUAACGGUUUCAGAGGAUAUUCGGGGUGCAGUGAUUAUACACGAUUGGUUCCGGCUGACCUAAUUCGUCUUGAGUUGGAGGCGAAGGAGGUGCCACCAUCCCGCAGACUCAGAGGACGGACUUAUCUUUCUCUCAUCGCAUUCACACGCGUUGAAAGGAUUACGCUACUCUUCGCCAGAGUCCUGGUCGUCACAUAUCCCAACGAAAAUGUCAAAGUGAAUGACAGAGGAGCAGAACCGAUAAUUCAUCUACCAUUAACUGCGAGCCGGUCGUAUGACCGCAGUCAAAACGUCGCUUAUGGAGGCGGCUACUAUCGCGAUGACUACUAUCGAGAUGGCCACGGCAAUAACACACGAACCCCAUAUGCAUCGAAAAAAGUCACUACUCUCGAUCCGGUCAGUCGGCCGCUGCGAUUUGGAGUGGGGAAGUACGCCAUUCCCCUGGAUCUCUUCGUUCCUGAGUCUGAAUUUCCAUCAUUUACUUAUGCCAACCCCAAAGCUGGCACCUCAGUGAUUCAUAGCUCAUCAAUGCGUGCACACAUUGUUUUGAACGGAGGACUCUACAAAACGGGCACAAUUCCAGUCUGGAUACCUGCGAUUGGCUCGGCGGACAACGGCACCCACCUUAUUGACAAGGACGUAGAAAUGGCCGCUCCAAAGAAGUACGUUACUCGUGACGACAUGAUUAAGGCAGUGUUGGGAGACAGGGAGGAUAACGUGAAAAAAGUGGAGGCGAGAUUGAUAUCCAGAGUGAACUGUCGUGCUGCCAAUCUAAAGGAAGAGACUGAGAUUAUACCAUGGACUGAACUUGAAGAGAAGACUGGACCUAAGUCGGAAGUUCUGCGAGAAUUUAACAAUAGUAAUCGGAGCGGCCUAUCCAAAGAAUGGAAGAAGUACUGGGAGGUGAAAGAUUUCAAAUUAGACAAUCCUUCCACACCAACUAUAAUUACAGCUGAGUUCUCUCUCGAAUAUUACCUGCAACUGCGAGCUGAUGAUGAUGAGUACGAGACGCCUGUCAUCCUGGUUGACCUCAUCAACGGACCCGAUUUCAAACCACCGCAAAUAACUCCGGAAAUGCAUAGCAGGAGAACCUUCACCACUUUGUGA
Messenger RNA from Echinococcus granulosus, 1257 nucleotides. RefSeq lists its product as hypothetical. The transcript is spliced from 7 exons. The record is from RefSeq and is a predicted model, not a curated record. Lineage: Eukaryota; Metazoa; Platyhelminthes; Cestoda; Cyclophyllidea; Taeniidae. Bases 1 to 1257 code for a protein of 418 amino acids.